CGCACCGUAUUUAGUAGGCUGCCAGACUGCCAGAGUGCCAACUGCAUUCGGGGAUCGGUGAUCAGUGAUUGUAUAUUUCAUUGUCGCACGAGAAGCAACGAGUUAGGAAAUGUGAUCCGUUUCGCAGGGGGAUGGCAAUGGUAGUUUCCUGCUUUUAAUUUAUAGGGGAAAAAGAGAAAAAACAGAAGCUCUUGUCCCAAGACGAGAGUACGUCCUAUGUCAGUCGUGAAAAUCUGGGCAUGGUGUGUUACGGGAAAAGAUUAUCGGUAUAAAAAAAAUGUCGUUAUUGCUGCUGACAACGAUACGUUCAGCCAAAAGGAAUUCACUGACAAACAGGUGAAGAUGGAAGAUGAAGCGGACAUUAGAGAGCAAUUAUUUCACAAUACAGUACGGGAGAAUAUCAUAUUCUUCCUUUUAUUUUUGGUUCUUUACGUUUCGAGCUACGCGUUGAUCGCGAAAUUUCGCCGAAAAGACCGCGAGGAUUAUUUUUCUGUGGACGAAGAUGAGGCUACGGUGUACAGGACCAGCCUUUGGUUAUGUACCGUUGCCCUGACGGUUUCCGUUGGAGCAACCUUGCUGCUUCCUGUUUCGAUUGCAAGCAACGAAGUGCUGAUUUUAUACCCGAACAGUUAUUAUGUCAAGUGGCUCAACAGUUCACUCAUCCAAGGUCUAUGGAAUCAUGUGUUUCUCUUUUCAAAUUUAUCUCUCUUCGUAUUUUUACCGUUCGCAUACUUGUUCACGGAGUCAGAAGGAUUCGUUGGCUAUAAAAAGGGUGUAAUGGCUAGAGUCUACGAAACUGUGACGGUUCUUUGCCUAUUAGGAACACUCGUAUUAGGAAUGACAUAUAUUUUAUCAGCGCUCAUUGAUCAUCAAAAGUCCAGCCUUCAUACAUUGCUCAAUUUAUCGACUUACUAUUUACCUUUCCUUUACUCUUGCGUUUCUUUUGUUGGAGUUGUUAUGUUAUUAUUAUGUACACCAAUGGGAUUUGUACGAUUGUUCGGAGUAGUUGGCUCAUUUCUGGUAAAACCGCAGUUCCUAAAAAAUUUAGACGAAGAGUUUUUUGCGUACAGACUAGAGGAGGACUGUAUUCGUAGAAGACUGCAACACGCGAAAGCAACGGGAAAAUCGUACGUUUCGCCAGUGCCUAUGUCGAUACCAGCUUGCGGUUUGGUGUUCGAAGAUGAUGAGUUUCUGAACACAAGUCCGAGCUUGAUGUGCUUGAGAAACGGUGCUCUUCAGCGCGGACUGGCCCAGCGUUUGGAAGAUAUUCAGAAACGCAGGGGUACUUUGGAUCGGCAAAGGCGGACCUGGUGGGUUCGCAGGACUUUGCUGUACCCUUUAGCCAUGCUGGCGCUACUUGUACUUUCCACUGCCACAGCUCUAUUAGCAGUUCAAAACACACUAGAGCUGCUUAUUGGUAUUAAAGCGUUGCCUUUGAGCACAAGGCAAUUCACUCUAGGCAUCAGCUCGUUGUCAAAACUAGGUCCUAUUGGAGCAACAAUUGAAGUGGCAGUAAUUUUGUAUCUAGCUGCUACGAGUGCAAUAGGUCUGUAUACACUUCCUGGUGUUAAGAGCUUUCGACCACGACUUCAUUCCACGCCACUUACACACCUUAUUGCGAAUUGCGCUCUCCUUCUUGUACUGAGCUCAGCGUUGCCGCUGUUAUCUCGAAUAUUAGGUAUGACAAACUUUGAUUUGCUCGGCGAUUUUGGUCGUAUCGAAUGGCUUGGUAACUUUGAACUUGUACUGUUCUAUAAUUUAAUAUUUGCCACGGCGGCGAUUGGUUGUCUAGCGACGAAGUUUACGGCAACCGUUCGCAAAGAAAUUUACGUGAGAUUAAGGAGCAGCUUAAUAGGAAUCUUCAAGAGCGAAAGUAAAAGAAGUUCUCUAGGGAUGUUUUAUACAAAAGAAGAUUAGACUGACUUACGUUAUAGGCAAGAGAAAAAACAAAUAUUCUGCGUUGAAUAAAAAAACAAACAAACAAGAUGAAACUUAAAAAUAAACAAUUAUAUUCACGUAAUGUUAAUCAUGUAGACGUAUAAAAUAAUUAAUUAGGUAGUGUGAAUGUGUGUGUGAGUAUAUUUAGAACUGCGCAUUCAUGAGACACUAUUUUAAUUUUGAUGGCACGUGAUGCUGGUAGAAUAUGUUUAGGAAUUCAAUUGAAUAAGGCCAGUCACAGACAUCGAGCAUGUUUGGCACGUAUGGCCACCAUGGGCGUAUAGCUACGUUAAUUAUUUAUUAUAUGAUCACUAUUUUAAUAAUUAUUUAUCGAAAGUAUACAUACCAAUCUUAUAUGAAUGAGUUUACUUAGAAUGUGAACUCAGUGU
This is a messenger RNA of Frieseomelitta varia, 2327 nucleotides long. It is a transcript of the gene lili, whose product is annotated as protein Lilipod. Bases 217 to 1917 code for a protein of 566 amino acids. Gene Ontology annotation, molecular function: transmembrane signaling receptor activity. NCBI's taxonomy places the organism in Eukaryota, Metazoa, Arthropoda, Insecta, Hymenoptera, Apidae. The transcript is spliced from 9 exons. The record is from RefSeq and is a predicted model, not a curated record. Gene Ontology annotation, biological process: signal transduction.